UUGGCUGGUUGUCAAAACCGAUAGGCAGGAGGAGGUAAACCAGCACAGGUUGCUCCAGAGGUUGCCAGGCAGGGACUUCAGUCUGCAGCGUCCACGUCUGUGAGGGUCUGAGACGGCGGUACCAUGGCCGACCAGGAAGAAUCCCAGAAGAUGAACGGCUCCUCCCAUCGUGAGGAGGCUCCCAAAGAGAGCAUGCAGCUGAAGAAGGAGAUCUCGCUGCUCAACGGAGUCAGCCUGAUCGUGGGGAACAUGAUCGGCUCCGGCAUCUUCGUCUCCCCCAAGGGCGUGCUGAUCUACAGCGCCUCCUACGGGCUGUCGCUGGUCAUCUGGGCCAUCGGGGGGAUCUUCUCUGUGAUAGGGGCCCUCUGCUACGCUGAGCUGGGCACCACCAUCACCAAAUCAGGGGCUUCUUAUGCGUACAUCCUGGAGUCAUUUGGAGGCUUCAUUGCAUUCAUUCGUCUAUGGACUUCUCUGUUGAUCAUUGAGCCAACCAGCCAGGCGGUCAUAGCCAUUACGUUUGCAAACUACCUGGUGCAGCCGCUCUUCCCGACGUGUGAGCCGCCGUACGCAGCGUCCAGGCUCAUCGCUGCCGCCUGUAUAUGUCUACUGACGUUCAUUAACUCUGCCUAUGUGAAGUGGGGCACGCGCGUGCAGGACACUUUCACCUACGCUAAGGUGGCAGCUCUCAUCGUCAUCAUCAUCACAGGCAUCGCCAAGCUGUGUCAGGGUAACACAGCCAACUUUGAAUCAUCCUUUGAGGGAUCGUCUACAGACCCUGGCCACAUCGCGCUGGCGCUCUACUCGGCCCUCUUCUCCUACUCGGGCUGGGACACUCUCAACUUUGUCACUGAGGAGAUCAAAAACCCUGAAAAGAACCUGCCCUUGGCCAUCGCCAUCUCUAUGCCCAUCGUCACCAUCAUCUACAUCCUCACUAACGUGGCCUACUAUGCUGUGCUGGAUGCUAGUGCUAUACUGGCCAGUGAUGCAGUGGCAGUGACAUUUGCAGAUCACACUCUGGGUGUGAUGAGCUGGACCAUCCCCAUCGCGGUGGCUCUGUCCUGCUACGGAGGACUCAAUGCUUCCAUUAUAGCUGCCUCCAGGUUGUUCUUCGUGGGAUCUCGUGAGGGUCACCUCCCAGACGCUCUGUCCAUGAUCCACAUAGAGAGGUUCACCCCCAUCCCUGCUCUCAUCUUCAAUUGUAUCAUGUCUCUGAUCUACCUGACAGUGGAGGAUGUGUUCCAGCUCAUCAACUACUACAGCUUCAGCUACUGGUUCUUCAUGGGGCUUUCCAUCGCCGGGCAGAUCUACCUGCGCUGGAAGGAGCCCGACAGACCCCGACCUCUCAAACUGUCUCUAGUGUACCCGGUGAUUUUCUGCAUGUGUACUGUGUUCCUGGUGGCGGUCCCUCUCUACUGCGAUACCAUCAACUCCCUGAUUGGCAUUGGCAUCGCCCUGUCAGGGGUCCCAGUCUACUUCCUGGGCAUCUACCAACCAGAGUCCAAACGGCCCCCCAUCGUCACCAAGCUACUGCGUGAGUGCACUGCACAUCCUGAACACACCAG
Messenger RNA from Notothenia coriiceps (black rockcod), 1562 nucleotides. RefSeq names its product solute carrier family 7 member 6 (gene slc7a6). The annotation marks the transcript as partial. Gene Ontology annotation, molecular function: L-amino acid transmembrane transporter activity. Gene Ontology annotation, cellular component: membrane. Gene Ontology annotation, biological process: amino acid transmembrane transport. The record is from RefSeq and is a predicted model, not a curated record. The transcript has 9 exons. NCBI's taxonomy places the organism in Eukaryota, Metazoa, Chordata, Actinopteri, Perciformes, Nototheniidae.